Thalassophryne amazonica is the source of this 8307-nucleotide messenger RNA. RefSeq names its product rho guanine nucleotide exchange factor 18-like. The coding region runs from base 15 to 4871 and encodes 1618 amino acids. The transcript is spliced from 32 exons. Gene Ontology annotation, molecular function: guanyl-nucleotide exchange factor activity. The record is from RefSeq and is a predicted model, not a curated record. Gene Ontology annotation, biological process: small GTPase-mediated signal transduction. Lineage: Eukaryota; Metazoa; Chordata; Actinopteri; Batrachoidiformes; Batrachoididae.
ACCGCGCUGCUCGUAUGGCGGACUCUCCCCUUAACCACUCCUGGCCCUCCUUCUCCAGGUUUUGGAUGAAGCGAUGGUCUUUCAAGAGAGCAUCAGACUGCAGCCCAUGUGGUCGGCCCUGUGGGCCAAGCGGGAUCCAGCUCACUGUGGCAGGAACAGAGUCCUCCUCCUCUCCUGAUUCCAUCACUGAGGAUAGCUUCUUUGAACGGACCAGCGUCAACCAGGGAUCAUGUUCACUAUCAGUCAUCAGUGACUACGACUAUCCUGAUGUGGAGGUGAGCAGCAGUGCAGAGGACCUGUCGAGUUUCAGCCCAUCUCUCCAAGACUCUGAGUACUUUAAAGACCUGAUAGGAGGAGUUCGGGCUCCACAGACCACAGUGUCUACAGUCCAACAGAGUGGAACCCUCACGGUUGACCUGCAGUUAUCCCUUAAUACGGACAGUACCACCAUCAUCCAACCACUGCACACUGUCCUAACCUCAUCACGCCCCUCCCUGAAAGAACCUCAUUCCAGCUUUGUAGCCACUCAGUUUAAUCCUCAAUUAUUACAAGACUCCUCACAACCUAAACUAGAGCUCAGUGUGACAAAAAACCUGAAUGGACUAUUCGGAUCCAUGGAAUCAGGAGAAGGGAUAAAUACAGGACCACAAGACGGAAAGAGGGAUUCCACCAUGGAUCUGGAUGGAGAACCAGACUUGGACAGUUUUCCAAUUCUGGUCAGAUCCAUGUCAACCUCUCGGAGGCACAGCUGGGGAGUUCCUGUGUCCCCAGUGAACCUGGGGAGGAGGCUAAGUCUCGACACCACAGCUGUGGACAGUGAUGACGAUAGAGAGGACGAAGACAAAAGACAGAAUGAUGCCUUCAGGUCAAGCCAUCAGCAGACAUGCUGUUAUCAUCCAUCAUGUCCUGGUGGGAACCAGGAGGAGGAUCCACAUGGAACUGGGCGGACUGUGUCCCGUCCCAACUCAAAGGAUGCUGGAGAUCCUGGCAGACUUGUGCACUCCCGCUCAGACAUCUUCACGCCAUCAUUCAGCUCAGAUCAGCAUGCACAUGCUGCACUUUUUUCUCGUGAUGACCAGAUGCUCAAGCAGACUGUGCGGACCGCAGGAGAGCAGCUGGAUCCAGAAGACAACCUGCAUUCCACUGACAGACAGGGCUGCGUAGCGAGGCAGAGGAACAACAGAGAAGACGACAAAGAAUCAGGAAACGUCACCUGGUAUGAGUUCCUGUCCAAUGAGCACGAAGAAGAGGAGGAUCGUACAGAGAAAGUGGAGAAAGGCACCAAAGUGAAGAGAACUCUGAGCUCCCUGAGGAACAGAAUGACAGGCUCCUUCAACAAGGAUAAGGGUAAGAACCGAGAAAAGGAGCAGCACAAAGAAAAGGGAAAGGAGAAGGAGAGGGAGGUCAAAGAGAAAGAUAAAGUGUGCGGCAGCAGCGGGCAUCAACUGGUGCCGGGCUCUUUCUCCAGCUGUGCCACCUGCUCGCUGUGCGGCAAGGCGCUGCAGAAAAAGCAUGGCCUGCAGUGCAUGAAUUGUGCUGUGAACGUUCACAAAAACUGCAAGACUCUGUUGGGUGAAUGCACCAGCAGCAAGUAUAAGAAAGGUAGUUUGCCACAGACAACUUCUUCAGGAGCUCCUAACCUCUCACUAAAAGACUGGGACAGAGAGAGAGAGUAUUCGGGCCCAGUGUCACAGAGUGUGGAUGGCUUGUUGGGUUUUCCCAGUGUCCCAGGCAUGACCAUUGCUCUGUGGGGUCAUAGCACUCAGCUGCCUGUCACUCCCUGCACCACCAGCUAUAGCCUUCAUCACCACAACAGCUCAGCAUCCCUCCCUGGGGAGAUGGACGAGACUGAUGCAUUACGUGUCAAACGUUGCAAUGAAGACAUCAUUUCUCUUGCUCCCUCCACUACUGAAUCAGUCAUCGUAGAAGAUGCUCACUAUGCGGCGGUGCGGGCUGAUCUGGAAUCUGAUGCCCAGGACCUGGAAGCAGAGUCUUGGAGUUUGGCAGUUGACCAACAGUAUGUUAAGAAGCACUCUAAAGAAACUGUGAAGAGACAGGAUGUUAUAUAUGAGUUGAUGCAGACGGAGAUGAACCAUGUGCGGACCCUGAAGAUAAUGCAGCAUGUUUAUAUCCGGGAGUUGAAGGAAAACCUCCAGAUGGAUGGAGGCUGCCUGGACUGUCUGUUCCCUCGCUUGGAAAACCUUCUGGAGCUUCACACACAUUUUCUGUCACGUCUUAAAGAAAGGAGACGAGAAAACCUUGUCUCAUCCAGUGAUGGGAACUACACUAUCAUUACAGUGGCAGAUAUACUGAUUGCACAGUUCUCAGGUGAAAUGGGGAAGAAAAUGACAGAAAGCUACGGAGACUUCUGCAGUCACCACACUGAGGCUGUCAGCUACUAUAAAGAGCAGCUUCAAAACAACAGAAGGUUCCAAAACGUCGUACGGAAAAUUAACAACCUGUCCAUUGUACGGAGGUUAGGAGUGACUGAAUGUAUUCUAUUGGUAACACAGCGUAUCACCAAGUAUCCAGUGCUAGUGGAGCGCAUUCUGCACAACACUGAAGUGGGCACAAAGGAACAUGAGGAGCUGAAUCGAGCACUGGGUCUGAUUAAAGAAACCAUCGUUCAGGUGGACACAUUGGUCAGUCUUCACGAGAAGACCUCGAGACUCAGAGAUAUUCACAAUAAGAUGGAGCCAAAGGCACAGGGGAAAAUCAAAGAUGGCAGAGUGUUUCGCAGAGAGGACCUCGUGCAAGGCAGGAGACUGCUCCUGCAUGAGGGCACAGUCAACUGGAAAGCAGCUUCUGGCCGACUUAAGGAUAUUCUUGCAGUGCUCCUCACAGAUGUGUUACUUCUGCUGCAAGACAAAGACCAAAGAUAUAUAUUUGCUGCGGUGGACAACAAGCCAUCAGUGAUCUCUCUCCAGAAGCUGAUUGUAAGGGAAGUUGCUCACGAGGAAAAAGCAAUGUUUCUCAUCUGUGCUUCCGCCAAUGAGCCGGAGAUGUAUGAGAUCCACACCACCUCCAAGGAAGACCGCAACACGUGGAUGACAAACAUACGGCAAGCUGUUGAGAGUUGUCCUCAUACAGAAGAGAGGCUCUUCUGUGAGGAAGAAGCAGCAAGAGCUUCUCGGCUCAAAGAAUUUCAAGAACAAUUAAGGCAGAAAGACGCAAUAAUAGCCCAGGCUCUUGCUGAAAAGUUGCAGCUGUUUGUGGAUGUGGCCGAGUCUGCAGCAGGUCUGGAGGACACGCCUUCACGCUCUAGACUGCUACUCCGGGGAGAUUCCUCUGACCUCCAGCAGGGGGAGGCUUUGCUCAAAGGAGCCAUCACUGAAGUGGAAAACCUCCAGAACCUUCUGCAGUCCAGAGCUAAGGAGGUGGCCCCUACCUUACGUGUGGCAGAAGGGAACAGCUCUGGGGUUCUCCCCAGGCGAGCAGACACAUUUGGUGGCUUUGACAGAAACCCCACCAUCCUCAGUAAGGGUGGAAGCAUGAAGAAGAACUUUUCCAGCGAGUACAGGAACAAAGACAGGAGCCAGAGAGCCAGCUCCGACCCUCAGCUUAAAGACAUCUGUGGCAGCCACAUCCUGAAGCAGACGGUAAGGGAUCAACACCCAGCGCACUGGAACCACAUCUGGUCCAGCUACUUCCCCGAAACUGAGUUUUUUGACAGAGUGCUGAUGCUCUCUCAGAGGCUCUACAGUCUGCAGGCUAUUGUAUCGCAGCAGGACAGUCACAUUGAGCUGCAGCGGGCUUCGCUGACGGAGCGGACUUCCCUGCCUGCCCGCCAGCGGGGUAACGUGCUCCUCGAGCAGGAAAAGCAGCGAACUCUGGCCCUGCAGAGAGAGGAGUUGGCCAGCUUCCACAAGCUUCAGUCUCAGCAUCGUCAGGAGAUGCAGCGCUGGGAGAAGGAGAAGGAGAGGCACCGCCAGCAAGUCGAGGCCACAGAGGACAGGCUCCGCCAGAGGGAGGAGGAGUGCCGGCGGCUGGAGGAACAUCUGGCAGAAGAGAGGGAGGAGCUGGACAGGCAGAGAGAAACAUAUCAACAGGACCUAGAGAGACUGAGGGAGUCUACCAGAGCUGUGGAAAAGGAGAAGGAACGGUUGGAAUACCAAAAGAAAAUCAAAAGGAAAACUAUUGAGGUGGCUCCUCUGUCUGGCAGUCUGAACGGCGAUCUCCUGAUGUCCUCUGGCGUAGUCGGCCUCACCAGCGCCUCAGAAGUGCCGCUGCCUCAGAAACCUCUAGUACGUGCCAGCCUGUCAGUCGCCUCAGCAGAUUAUCCGGAGCGUCCUGAAGUGGCAUUCCGGCGGGAGACGGGCACAAGCUCCCUGAAGACAGAGGUGCCGUUGCAUCUUUUCAGUACCACCAACCAACAGCACAAAGCUGCUGGGGUGCAGCAACAGAUCCCCACCAAGCUAGCUGCUCUUAGCAGAGGCAAGGACAAGAUGGGCAAGAGCGGCAAAGUAUCGCACCGCACGGACAGCACCGCCUCAGUGGAUAUGAAGCAGAUGUUGCCACCAAAGCUGUCCGCCAGAGAUGACAACACCCUGAAGGCCAGACGCUCCAUCAGCCCUCAUCAGCAGCUCCCUCCUCCCCCUCAGCCCCACCCCUUCCAGCACCAUGCAGAUCCAGUCAGUCCUCCAGACGGUGCCGGAGUAGACAGUCAAGCCACCGCGUCCCUCAGCACCUGCCAUCCUCCUAAUAUGCAGAAGCCUCACACCCUCAGCCCUCUUCACUUGCAGGGCGUAAAUUUGAACUCUCCAGCCAAUCCACCGAUAAAUGCUCAGGGUUUGAGUCACAGCGUACCGCUGCCACCGCCCUACAAGCUCCCCGCAGAAGACCUCAACAAGGAGGAUGUCAUCUUUUUCUAACCUCCAGUCUGCUGCUCUCAUGUCAGGUUUGAUGGCUUUAGCAGGCUUGGUUGAUUCAGAGGAGGUAUUUGUGAUAACGCCAGGUCGGGUGCUUGCGGAUGCAUCGUUAAACCACGCUGCCCCUGAACUCAUCACUCUUUAAUGGUGCAGAUGUGUAAGAGUUGAUCAGGUCAUUUAAAUACCUGCACAAAUUUCGAGCAGCUGUUUGUUAACACGGGGAGCAGAACCUUUAUCAGAUCUGCUUGUUGUCUUUUUAUUUAAAUUUUAGUUUUGAAUGCAAGGCUGUGCUGACAUGUAAAAUCAGGAUUUCUUGCACUGUGUAGGAAACGUUUAAAUGAAGUCAGAUGUUUCCAGGAGCAAAAAAAAAAAACAAAAAAAAAACUUUGUUUUUGGAGUCCAGAGACCCCAGAAAAAUGGACCUCAGUGAGACACAGAAAAGAGGAAAGUUAAGUUGAUGGUACCCUGACCUGAUCCUUGUGGUUCUGCCUGACCUGGAACCACAUGAAACAGUGAAGCAGGACCUCAGAAUCCGCAGCUCUUAACACAUGAACACACUCUGCUUACAUUUUCACAAAAUGUUUCUUUUGCGCUGUGUAAAUACUUAAUUACAGACUGAAAAAGGCUGAACUUUGAUGAACUCUGUGUAUGUGUUGUACAGUUGUCAAUAUUGUGAAGGCUUCUUUUUUUUUUCUUCAUGUUCUAAACCACACUUAUUACAGCGGGCUAAAGUCGUUGCUUCUUGUUAUCAAAUCUGGUCUGAUUUAGUUUCACACGAUUUUAUUUUGUUUUUGUUUAAAGGGGCACUUCAGGUUUUGUCAAAUUGUAGUGUUUAGUACUUUUCCAGAGUGACAAACAGUCUGUCAAAAGGUUUGUGUCAUUCAGCUGCUUUGGUUCUCUUCCUGUGUUUCCUAGCAACAGUUCUUCAGCGCUGUUGGUUUGAAUAGUUUGUGCUCCUCAGUGGAGUGGUUAAAGGCACAGUCCGCGAAAUGAAACUAAACCAGCCUUGUGCUUUGAUUGUUGGGGUUGCAUAAACCGUGCUGACCUUGCAUGUACCGCAAACCAGAAUUAUGUGGUUAAAAAAACAAGACUUUAAUUGGUGAAGUAAUGCGGCUAACUUAAUUAAAUCACUCAGAGCUGCUACCUGAUCCUAUAGAAGAUUAAAUAAUUCAGCCAAGUGGAGUUGGAAAAGUUAGUUCACUUUUUUUUUUUAAGCAUUUUGUACAGUUGUCCUCUAUAAUGGUGGUGUUGAGGAUAAAAUGUAUUUUAUUGCUUAGUUUUGUGACCUGCGUUUAGAAAAUGUAACAAUCUGCUCAUGGAAACUGAACCGUGUGUUCCCUUCAGACACUUAAUGAAACGUCUCUGAUCGGGUCGUCUUAACGUCUGGUUGUUGUCACCAGGAGCUGUAGCUAGCGUAAUGUUUCAGAUGUGCUGUCUGUGUGACAAUGUCUGUUUUUAAUUAGGUCUUAAAGCUAUGAUGGCGCAUUUUAUUAAUUGCCAUUCUAUGCUGAGUGCCUCACAGCAAAGCGACACAAACAGCAAAGAAACGGCACUUGUCUUUUGCUUGAGUUGUUUUUUGUUGUCGUCUUUGCUUCGUGUGUCUGAGCAGAAUCGUCUAAAUGAUGAGGUGGAAGAAGAAGCAUUUGUGCGUGACUGUGUGAGGAAGUGUCAGGAGAGCAUUUUUGUUCUCUUUGGCUCGUCUCUGGUUGUUAAUGAGCUGCUGUGAGUUUGAGCUGGUUCAUACGUGCUUUCGUACCGUACGUGUGUUUAUGCAAAUGUUUGUAUCAGCAACAGACAUAUUUACCGCAAAGGUACGAAAGUCACACACCUGUGUGCAACUGUGUAAUAUCUAUGUUACGCGCACACACACACACACACACACACACACAUACACACGUGUGACCAUGUUUGUCCUUAAUACUGAAGCAGCAGUCAGUUGUAACGAUGAAGUUGUCAUCUUUCUGGUUCAUCGGUAGUCGCUGAGUGAGGUUUCAGUAAGAUGACUUAGCAAAACUAAAUCCUCUGUUUGAUUCUGUUAAACCAAAGACUCACUCGUGUUCUCAUAUGAUGGCAGAAUGGACCCGUGCGGCUUGUGUUUAAUGAGGAAUUGUCCACUGAUGUUCUUACAGCACAUUGUAUUCCAGUUCAUAUCCUGGUUCAGUACUAAAGCUCUGUUAAGGAGGAAUCCACAAAUUUGUUAGCAAAAUUAUUCAAAAGCCAAUGAUUUUAUUGAACCUUUGCUUGCCAUAGUGAAGCACAUGUGCUAGUAAUUUGUGGGUGAAUCUAGGUAAAUGCACAGUUUGACAUUUUUAAGUUAUGACAUCUGAUUGGUUACCACAACAGAUUUUCAUUAAAGGUGUCAUAUUGGGCAAAAUUUGUUUUAUUUACCUUUUUCACUUACAUGUAGGUGGGGUUUCAUGUUUUACACCCACAGAUUGUGUGUUUGUAGAAAUUCUACUGAUGUUAGAAAAAUGUAGGCUUAAAACAACGCAUUUCAGGCGUCUGUGACAUACGUCUAGAUAUGUAACUCUGAGACACGCUCAGUGAACCGGCCAAUGCUCUUUGUGAGGCUUCCACUCUGAGAGAAACGAGGAGGUACCCAGAGUAUGAAGAGAGGAGGCGUGGCUCACCACAGCUCCUUCCCCGCGACUUUUGUGAAACUUGCCAAAUUAAAUUAUGGGAUAGAUUAAAGUAUCAGUCGCAGAGAAAUUAAGGUGAUGAAUUUGAAAAAAAAUUAAAUGAUGUGCUUAGCGGCAGUAUGCACUCCGACACAGUAAAUCCAGAGGGUUAUUUAUUUAAAUGGGGAUAUUACGAUACAUGAACUUUUCUUAUUUCGGAUAUAAAACUGUAGCACCUGAAUGCAUCGUAAAAUCACUGGAAUAUUAACGUGCAUGUAAAUGGUUUAUGGAGAGGAAUGGCAAAACUUUAUGGAGAUGUUUCAUGUGUGUUCAUAUUCCUAAUUUCCAAAUUCCUCCUCUGAUUCUGAAAACCAGACGUCUGGUGUGACAGCACUUUAGUUCUGCUACAGGUGCGAUGCUUGUCUGUGGACAGAAAUGGGAAGGAUGGAUGCUGCCGGUGUUUGGACCCGCUCAAGUCUUUGACGUCUCUUCUUCUGACUGAACUACUUAAAUCUUUUGCAAUGAAAGGCAGUCACGUGUAAAUAAACACUUGCCAUCUUACACUAGUCACUUUGGAUAGCAGCAUACUUGAAGGGGAUACCGAAUGUUUAUAAUGCUUAAUAUUAUUGUUAUUAUUAUUACUGUUAUUGUCUGUAAAGUUUUAUUUUCCAAGAGCUAUCUGCUGUUUGUAGCACACAACAGAAGUGAUUUUUGUACUUUUUAAAUAUUUUAUUCACUGCAAAAUGUUAGAGAAAUAUGUUGACACAAACUGCUGCCUUAGAGAAAUCUGAAGUUUAGUAAUAAAAAGUCUUUAAACAAAA